UAUAUAUCUCAUAUCUGAAACUUCAAUUUCAUCAUUCCUUUAAAGGGCUCUUCUUGUUUUCUCACUUUGCAUUAUCAUCACUUAUAAAUCAAACCCUAACUCUUUUUUAGUUUCGAGAAAUUAAAUUAAAUUAAAGUUUUUGUUUCUUGCAUGGAUGGAUCUUUCUAGUGGACAUCACCAGGAAAUGGCUACACAUUCAAUGGAAAACAUGUUAGUUUGUUCAAAACCAAAUCAAGAAAUGAGAAAAGCAAAACCACAACCGGACCAAGCAAUAAAAUGUCCAAGAUGUGAUUCAGCCAACACAAAAUUCUGCUACUACAACAAUUACAGUCUCUCACAGCCAAGAUACUUCUGUAAAUCAUGCAGAAGAUAUUGGACUAAAGGAGGCACUUUAAGAAAUGUUCCGGUAGGCGGCGGUUGUAGAAAAAACAAAAGAUCAUCAUCAUCGUCAUCAUCUUCGUCGUUAAAAAAGAUACCAGAUCAUCCUCACCAUCCCUUCAUUAACCCUAAUAAUACUACAAAUCCGCUUACUGGCUAUGACCUGUCAAUUCUUGGAAACUUAAACAGUAUUACCCAUUCUGAUAAUCUCAUUCUUGAAAACCCUAACCCCACUUUUCUUGAUGCUUUAAGAACUGGGUUUCUUGAAACCCAAGAAACCAGCAGUAAUUUUCAGAAUUUGUAUUAUGGGUAUGGAUCAAAUGGUGCCAUUAAUGAAAUGAUGAUGCCUUAUGAUCAUCAUCAAGAUCAUAUGAGUGGGAGUGAAGCUACACAAGCUGUAACUGUGACAACAAUGAAGCAAGAAUUUUGCAAUGGUAGAGAAGAAGAAGAUGAUCAUAAUAAUACUAAGGUCUUGUUUGGCUUCCCAUGGCAGAUAAAUAGUAAUAAUAAUGAUCUUGAUUCUGGAAGAGAAAAUUGGAACAAUUAUGGAGUUCUUGGUGGUAAUGCAGCUUGGCACGGACUUAUUAAUAGUCCUCUAAUGUAGAACAAUUUGACGGGAAGAUCGAAUUUGAAACUAUCGGGCGGACGGAGCGACGGAAAUUUUUUUAUUUUUAGUUUAAGUAUUAAAAAGUUCUCAGUUUUUUAGACUGUUGAGUUUUGUUUUUUGUUUUUUUUAAGAGAUUUUGAUUCAACUGAAUUAUAAAUCUCUAUUUUUUUUGGUUAUCCUUUAUUAGUUUCUUGUUUAAUUUCCUUUUAUUGGUUUAUUAUAAUACUAAUGUUAAUGAAAAAUUAGGGUUUUGAUUAGAUAUUUGAAAUGAAAGUGAUGUUUCAUGUGA
Messenger RNA from Mercurialis annua (annual mercury), 1274 nucleotides. Its product is annotated as dof zinc finger protein DOF2.1-like. The coding region runs from base 155 to 982 and encodes 275 amino acids. The record is from RefSeq and is a predicted model, not a curated record. Gene Ontology annotation, molecular function: DNA binding; DNA-binding transcription factor activity. NCBI's taxonomy places the organism in Eukaryota, Viridiplantae, Streptophyta, Magnoliopsida, Malpighiales, Euphorbiaceae. The transcript is spliced from 2 exons. Gene Ontology annotation, biological process: regulation of DNA-templated transcription.